UGUUUCCUUAACCGUCAAUAGGUAAAGUUUUUCUCUGUCGCGCUACGCUAAUGUAUCUACUUCUAUUCAACACACCAAAACGUUUGUUGACGGUAUUCGGAGGCCCACUCGUCUAAACCUCCGUAUGUGUCAGCCAUGUCUCUAUCGGACCAGAGCCAACAGUGGUAUCCCACCAGCGUACAGGUAACUGUGCUUCAGGCAAGAAGCCUGAGGAUAAAGGGAAAAAAUGGCACCAACGACGCAUACGCCAUCAUGCAAGUGGCCAAGGAUAAAUUCGCUACAUCGGUGGUAGAAAAGAGCGUGGCACCGGUGUGGAAAGAGGAGGCCACGUUCGAGCUGCCGCUCUUCCACAACGGUAACGCAGAGAAGUGUACGUUGCACGUCCACGUAAUGCACCGGGCUCUCGUGGGACCGGACAAGUUGCUCGGGCACGCAGUCAUCAACCUGUUGGAGCUCAGCGAGGUUAAAUCCCGCAAUAAGACUGAGUGAGUGUUCGCUUCUCUGUCCAGUAAUAAUCACCGUUUUCUAUUUCUACAUUGCUCAAGAAAGUGUUUGCCGUUAGUUACACAAUUCCUUUUAAAUGAAUAAUCUCUGUAGUUGUAAUAGCCGAUCUAAGACAAUAAUGGAACACCACAAUGUCACUAUGUUGGCCUUCAAUAGGGGUUGUAAUUAUACUGCUCCAUAUUCCACUUGUGUAAUAAUCACCCAACUCAACAUGCAACAAUGUUAUAUAAUAAUUACAACAUUACAGUAAACGAGCAGGCUAUAGGCCUAAAGUGUUAUCCCACAUGGUUUUACUCUGUCAAUUCACUCAAUAUAGUGCAACCUUUUGUUAGAGCCUAUGGAAUAAUAUUGAUUUCUGCCCUGUUGCUUUUUCAUUUCGCUCCUCUUGCCUCUCAUUGAGUGACACUGUUUGUUUUGACAGCCUACUGAUUUAGCUCAUAACAGUGCAGUAUGCCAGCAGCACAACACCCCAUUUAAGACCAUUACCAAUACCUCACAAAUUGCCUGUCUCCUGUGAGUCAUUAGUUCAUAGCAGUGUACUCUCCCUUUAUGAAUAUUUGUAAAGGAACUAAUUUAGUUGAUCACAGGCCUUCUCUCCUAACCAUUGGUUUGCAGUACUGAAGCCCUAAAAGAGGGGUUUGUUUGACUGUAUUCUACAUGUUAUAAAAAAGGGAACGUUACAUACAUCUGUAUAUUUCAGUUGUACAUAUAUUGUAAUGAAGAGCUGAGUCAGCAGUAAAAGCCUCUGUCAAGCAAAAGCUGAGCCCUGCGGUCAUCUGUUCCGAGACGCUAGGUUCUAGAAAAAACACCCUGUUGAAGUCAGGAAGGAAAUUAGCGGGAGGGGGGCAGGAAGAGUCAACCAGGGGUCUCAGACCUGUGAGGUGUGUGUGACCAUGACUACCCUCUUGGAGGUUACAAAAUGAACAAUGAACACAAUGCUGUGACUGCAGUUUCUUAUCUUCAGUGAAGCACUCAAUGUGAAUCCAAACAGAAAGGCAAUAAAAAACAGACCGGCUGCUCACAGAAUGACAAAUAUGAUGAAUAACUGUAUGGGGUGAGAGAGAGCAUCACCUCACUAUUACUGCAGCGUUGUUGUUGAGAGGACAGCAUGGGGAAACGUAGGGCAAGGUUAGUAGUGGUGGCAGCUUGCAUUGUUGUCCAUUGUUGUUGUUGUUAUUAAUUCACAGAAAAAUAGAGCAAUACAUUUGGGAAUCGUAAAACAAUGUGGUCAGGCUUGUUCAACCAGUCCCUCUAGUUCAGGGCUCUCCAAACCUGUUCCUGGAGACCUACCCUCCUGUAGGUUUUCGCUUCAACCCCAGUUGUAAUUAACCUGAUUCAGCUUAUCAACCAGGUAAUUAUUAGAAUCAGGUGCGCUUGAUUAGGGUUAGAAGCACUUUCGAGUAUGCGAGCACAGACGUUAGCUUCGCCUAGCUGCGUUCUGCAAGGAGCAAGCCAAACCUAUGUAUGGGGACGCCUUUAGAGAGUAUAGCAGCGGGGGUUUAGUAAUUAGGCUGCAGGCUUAUUUAUUUAGCAACUUCUUGAGAAAUAUUACAUCUCACUAAGCUGUCUCUGGGUAUUUCAGUCCUCACACAACAUGUGCCCAUGUCUUAUUUCGCUGCUAUACACAGCACCAGGUGAUGUGCAGUGCACGCACUUACGUCUGGUAAGUGGACACUCUUGAAAGUGGAUAUUGCUGGGUCUUGUAAUGUGUAAGGAGAGCACUUCUUGGUCACUGUAUUAUAAUACAUCUCCUUUGGUUAUUUCAUCUUUCUGAUUACCUAUAAAAAGAUCCAUCAUGAUUUGCCAUCUCCUUAUAUAGGAUCAGACUUCUCAUGCCCUAUGUAAAGUGCAUUCUCCACGAUGAUAAUUGGUUUCAUGCUACAUGCUUUAUCUGAGUAGGAGUUAGUCUGGAGACAGGGCUGAGGAUCUCCACGGCUGAUCGUUUUUUCCCCCUGUGUGACAAUGAUAGGUUCAUGUGACAUUAUUGUUAUCGUUGCCCUUUAGCUCAAAUGCCAAACUUCAGCAGAAUAUUUUUUUUUCUCAGACCUGAAUUCUUCCCAGAGCUACUUUCAUAUGCCAUCUUCAUAGCCUCUCAAAACUGUUUUUCUAUGUCUGGUGAAAGGAUGUCCAUGGUAACUCACAGGGGGGCAGUAUGAAAAAAAUGUAUGCACUAACUGUAAGUCGCUCUGGAUAAGAGCGUCUGCUAAAUGACUAAAAUGUAAAUAAAACCUGGUUCAUACACCUUAUGCAUUGUAUACAAUACUAUCAACCUUCGUUUUGAGUUCUUCCGAAAAUGUCUUAAAACCAAUGAGCAGUAUUAAGGGGUUUUUCUCAUUGUGUGAUCUGCUCUGCUUUCUCAAGUUUGACUAUGGAGUACCUGAUUUCUGCGGAGGCCAAAUCCAGACUUAGCCUCGCAUUCCAGAGUGUUUAACGUGAAAAACAAACCAAUUAUUGACCCUGUACUCCCCCUCUCUCUGGUGGCUUUACCAGCUCUCAAACAGACCGUGUUAUCUUUGACUUAAAGCAGAACUCAGUGUUACUGUUUACACAGCCUCAUUUCCAAUUCUCACUAACCCCUGCCAGCUGCAGCGAGCUUCUACCUCUCUCCCAAACAGAUGCAGUUGAUUCAGAUUCAUUCAGACAUUUAGUUUUGUCUUUUUCUAAAGGACCAGCUGAUUUGCCUUUGAAAAAUUAAAUGUUUUAUUCAAAGAGCAGUUUCAUACAUUGACACAGCACAAAUAUCACUCUGGCAUUGAUUGGUCCUCUGUAGCUCAGCUGGUAGAGCACGGCGCUUGUAACGCCAAGGUAGUGGGUUCGAUCCCCGGGACCACCCAUACACAAAAAUGUAUACACGCAUGACUGUAAGUCGCUUUGGAUAAAAGCGUCUGCUAAAUGGCAUAUUAUUAUUAUUAUUAUUAUUAUUAUUAUUAUUUCUUAGAGAUAUCAGCGUCAAAUCCCUUCCGUGUAUGUUACUGAUCUGACACAUGGAUAGAUGUAGGGCAGUUGUACAAUGGGGACCAUAAACUAUAGACUGUUCUUGAAUAUUAAUGCCUCAUGUUGCAUAUUGUAUUAAUAUAACAUCGAGUUUGUUUACAUGCACACUAAUAAUUCGAUAUUAAACUGAUUAUGGCAGUAGGCAGAGUAUGGCAUUUAGUCAUGGAAACACCUUACUCUGUUUAUCAUAAUCGGCCUAAAGUCAUAAUCUAAGUAAGCAUACGCCGAUUAAACACAUGGAUUUCUGAGCAAUCUUUCGAAUUAUUAGUACAUGUAAACGCCUUAGAGUUAAAGCGGUGUAUUUGAUCUGCGCAUGUGCUAGCACGAACAGCGCGAGCGUCCCUCUUUCGUGAGUUCGGUAAAACUGAAAGUAUGCAUCUUAAAUAGUUUUGACAUACAAACUUUAUAUGUCCCAACUCAGAAUCAAAUAGGCAUCACAAAAAUAAAAUGGUUGCUGUAGUAGAACGUUUAUAUUGAUUGGCGAUUUCCUGCAUUUAUCUAAGUCCCACCAGGUAGCCUGAUUUCAGAUGUGUCCAUGUAAACAGGAUUAUUAGGGAAAUAAUAAUUAUUUCAAAGCAUGUAAACAUUUUAAAUUGAACUGUUAUAUUAACCUGACUAUUCAUAAUUAUCGUAUUAUUGUGUGCAUGUAACCGUACUCAUUAUUAAUGCAUGAUUGUCAUGAGGAUAAAUUGUGAUAUGGAAAAGCAACAUGGCAGCACAUUUUUCUUCAUCUCUUUUUUUAUCACAAUGAAGGUACAUGGAGUAUCUCCUCUGUGUCAAGGGCAAGGCUGUUCAUACACAGAUACUUUAUAAGAGUGACUGCACCAAACACAAUUUCAUCUGCAACCUUAAUAUGGUGGCCAUAUUUUGAAUACAGUGAAAAGGCUUUCAGUUAAGUCUCUCUCUGUGAGUGUAUGUGCGUGUGUGUGAGGGAGAGACUGCUGCAUAUUGUGAUAAGAAAGGUUUGUGUCAAGGAAGGCAUUGUUUUAUCAGCCAUUCAGGGUUACACAGGAAGAAGUAUGUGCUGAAAGAGGCGUUAGAAUAAUAAUAGCUUAAAUGCUGACUCACACUGUUCCAUCUCUUCCCAUUAGUCUAUCCUGUCUGUGAGCAGCAGUAGUAUUGCACAUUGUGCUACACACUGGGAUAUGAGACUGCUGCGUUCAGAUGAUACGUUGAUGCCGGGCCUUUUCAUAUUAAAUUACCCUUUCAUUGACUGUUCUAUCCUGUUCUUAGUCAGCUAACACCACUACAGUUAACUGUAGCUGUUGUAACUUCCUUUUUACUGAUGCUCAGUAAAGUUACUUCUCCUCUAGUUCUUCUCCAAUGCCCGGCCCUUCCCUAGCAGGGUGUUGUUCACAAGGGUCUGUUGAGAGGCGUGAUAUGACGUCCACACAGGCAUCAGUGAAUAACUACAAGGAUUGUCUGGGUGUGUCCUGUUCACUGAGAAACUUUUAAAACAACUUGACAUUUUCACAGAGAGAAGAAUGAACUGUCCUUUGUUGUCUAACGUCAAUUGAAUUACAGAGCUAUAUUGGGAUAAAAUAAUAAUUGGCUUCCUGGAAGUGUCCUAUCUUUACUGCUUUGGCAAUGUAACUUGUGAUCGUGCAGCUGUAAGGCCAGAGAGUUGGUUUAGAAUGUUUAUGUUUACAAAACUACUGAGCUACUAAGUUUAAGGUACUGCGUACAGUAUAACGGCUGUGACUGCUAUGUGGCCCCUAAGUAGAUUCCACAAGCAGGCAUGUAUUUCCCUGACGUGCUGGCUCAGUACUCCAAACACUAGCAGGGAGGUGUAGAAGGAAAGCAUGAGUCUUUGGGUUGUUGUCAGUCACUCAGGAACAUGAAAGGAGGGUGUGUGAACCUGCCAAAUAUUCCAGACUGGAUCAGUAUUUUUAGACUCAAUGGCCUCCCUUAUAAAGGCAUAUAUUUGUUAACUAAACAGAAUACUUGUUUACCCACACAGUAAGGUACAUCAAUUAUGUAACUUCUCUAUUUACAUUUCACAGUAAUUGACUCAAUGGAAUGGAGGGACAGGUUGAACAAGCCUGACCACAUUGUUUUACGAUUCCCAAAUGUAUUGCUCUAUUUUUCUGUGAAUUAAUAACAACAACAAUGCAAGCUGCCACCACUACUAACCUUGCCCUACGUUUCCCCAUGCUGUCCUCUCAACAACAACGCUGCAGUAAUAGUGAGGUGAUGCUCUCUCUCACCCCAUACAGUUAUUCAUCAUAUUUGUCAUUCUGUGAGCAGCCGGUCUGUUUUUUUUAUUGCCUUUCUGUUUGGAUUCACAUUGAGUGCUUCACUGAAGAUAAGAAACUGCAGUCACAGCAUUGUGUUCAUUGUUCAUUUUGUAACCUCCAAGAGGGUAGUCAUGGUCACACACACCUCACAGGGCUGAGACCCCUGGUUGACUCUCUUCCUGCCUCCAACACUCAUUUCCUUCCAGACUUCAGCUGGGUUGUCGAGGAACAGACAACCUCAGGCCUUAUGGGUUUUGCUUGACCGAGACUUUUAACGCUGACCCAGCUCUGCAUUGCUCCAUUCUAAACUAUAAAUGAAUGAUUGUUUUGACUGUUAUCACAAUAUAUGUACAACUGAAACAUACAGAUGUAUGAACAGUACCUUCUUUAUAACAUAAUAAUGAUAUGUAAAAUACAUAGUCAAACAAACCUGCAUUUUUUGUUUUAUACAACAGGGAUUUUUUUUAGAGUCAUUGAACCAAUCAGCAUGACAAGAAAUGACUUGAUGCAAUUCUUUGUUGAACAAUUCUUACAAUGAGCCUAUCUCUUUGUACUCUGGCCUUCUUUUUCUCAGAAGGCAUGUUCUAUACAAGUGAACCAGUAAUAACCACUAAUUUUGUGAUGUUCUGAUUUUAUAUUUAACGAACUGCAUUCAUAAAAAGACAAGUGCCUGGGGAUUUUGUAAGUCAUUAAUUAAAUAUGAACCUAAAUUGAGUGUAAUUGUAACAGACUCCAACUAUAUUUUACAUGCAUAGCUUGUAGCAGGGGUGGAAAUUGAGAAAGAAAAUCACUCCUAGAACCCUCCAAUGUAAAGUCCAUGAAUUCAGUGUAGAAAUCUGCAUUUUCACAUUGCAAAAUGAUUUCACUCCCAGAACCCGGUUCCCCCCAUUUCCACUCCUGGCCUGUAGUAGUCUAUGCAGUACAUUUUAAGGCAUGGUGUUCAGUCUUAACAUACAAGAGUAGUGUGCUACAACUUAGGAGGAUGGAAAUGAUGAAAACAUAAAGACAGACACAAUGUUCCUGGUGGUGACCAGUAGAAUGCUCAAACACUGACUCACCAGAUCGCUUACCACAUCAUCAGUCAUUUCCCCUGGCUCCUCCAGCCUUGGGCCCAAAAAAAUAAAGUCUACUGUACUGAUCACUGUUUCCAUGGAAGGACUCUUUAACAUUUCAAAGGAAAAAUAGCAGCAGCCCCAACUUACUGGAAUGAUUCUCUUGGUGGUGAGGCCCAGGGGCUGAUGAAUACAUGACACGUUCUUUGAUCAUCAGCCUUCCUCUGCUUAUGCAGGCUGUGGUUGUUCAGACAGAUUAGUCUGCACAGUGUGUGUGUUAUCUGAAAAGGGUGAUGAAUGAUUACAAAUGUCAAAUUAUUUCUGAGCGCCCUUACAAGUUAUUGGAGAAGCUCAGCAGUAAUCUAAACAAAUAAAACAUUAUGUUGGUUCUUUCUUUCACUGCCUCACAUUCAUACACCUUGAGUUCUUGAGACAUCUCUCAGAUAAGAACAGCAUGUGUUUCAUACCAAUUCUAUUCAAUGAAAUUAUUUGAUAAAUAAUACAGACUUUCUCUUAACAGAUGGCAUAAGCUGUUGGACAAGGCAGGCAAGCCAGACAAAGACAGGGGAGAGGUGCUAGUGGACAUCCAGUUUAUGAAGAAUAACCUGACAGCCAGCAUGUUCGACCUCUCUGCUACAGACAAGCCGCGCUCCCGCCUGGGCAAGUUCAAGGACAAGGUUCGAGGCAAGAAGAAGGAGGGUCUGUCGGACUCUGCGUCUGCCGUGGUGCCGUCCUUCACCCAGGUUCUGACGGACAGCGAGGGAGAGGGGGAAGGGGGUGCAGAUAAAGGAGAGAAAAAGAAGAAGAACAAUCUGAAGUCUCUGUUUUCUCCCAAGUCUAACCUGCAGCGUCAUGGACUCUCUCAGUCCAUGUCUGUCCUGGGCCCUCUGCCUGAGAAGAACUCCUCACUGAGUGGCAGCCGCUCCUCAGGCCUCAAUGUGGACUCCUCUGAAGGUGAGCAUCAUCACAGACUGUCCUUCCAUUUUUAAAUAUGCAAUUUAUUUAAUCGAAAACCUAUGUUACACUAUGUGUUUACAAAUCAAACUUUCCCCCCUGUUUUUUCUUUCUCAUCCACAGGUAAAAAUAAAUUCAAGUUUCUGACCCAUAAGCGCACAGGCAGUUCCGACAGUAAGGCUUCUCAGGGCUCCCUGUCUCUGGGGCGCUCUAAGGUCCCUGCCCCGCUUGCAGAACAGAGUAACCUGUGCAUCAACGGCAGUCACGUGUACACAGAAGAGCCCCAGUCUCGGAGCGCACGCACCGGCUCCACCUUCAGCCUUGCCAGCUCAGGCCGCGGCUCCAUGGAAGACCUGCGCAGGGCCCAGGGUCGUAAGAGCUCCAGCACCUCCAUGGACUCUCUCAUGGCCCUGAAGCAGCCCUCACCCUGGGCAGAGGAGGAGGAAGAGGAGGAGGAAGAAAGAUUUAAGAUGGAUGAGGAGAUGAAGAGAAAGGAAGAGCAGGAGAGAAAGAAGUUAGAGGAGGAAGAGGGGAUGAGGAAGGAGGAACAAGAGAAAAGGAGGAUUGGGGAGGAGGAAGAAAGACUUCGGUUUGAGGAGGAGAGGAUACGGAUUGAAGAGGAGAAGAUGAGGUUUGAGGAGGAAGAGAAAAGAAGGAAGGAGGAACAGGAAAACAGAAAGAGGAUGGAGGAGGAAAAUAUUAAGGUUGAGGAUGAAAGUAGAAUGAUGGAAGAAGAGAGGAAGAGGAGACUGAAGGAGGAGGGAGAGGAGAGGGUGAAGAAGAAAGAACAGGAAAUGAGUAGGUUAGAGGAGGAAAUAGAGGAACAAGAGAGGUGGGAAGAAGAGGAAAGAAUGAAGAGGGAGGAUAGCCUGAGAAAGGAGGACGAGAGGAAAAUGAGGGAGGUGGAGGAGAGGGUUAAGGAGGAGGAAGAAAGGAUUAGGAGAGAACAAGAGGAAGAUAUGCAAAGAAGGGAGGAACGGGAGAGGAAGAUGAGGGUGGAGGAAGAAAGAGUGAAGAGAGAGCAGGAUAGGCUGAGGGAGGAGGAAGAAAGAGUGAGGAAGGCCGAGGAGGAUGAUAGGCUGAGAGAGGAAGAGAGAAGGAUGAGGGAGGAGGAAGAAAGAGUGAAGCAAGAGCAGGAUAGGCUGAGAAAGGAGGAAGAGAGAAGGAUGAGAGAGGAGGAAGAAAGAGUGAGGAAGGCCGGGGAGGAUGAUAGGCUGAGAGAGGAAGAGAGAAGGAUGAGGGAGGAGGAAGAAAGAGUGAAGCAAGAGCAGGAUAGGCUGAGAAAGGAGGAAGAGAGAAGGAUGAGAGAGGAGGAAGAAAGAGUGAGGAAGGCCGGGGAGGAUGAUAGGCUGAGAGAGGAAGAGAGAAGGAUGAGGGAGGAGGAAGAAAGAGUGAAGCAAGAGCAGGAUAGGCUGAUAAAGGAGGAAGAGCGAAGGAUGAGAGAGGAGGAAGAAAGAGUGAGGAAGGCCGAGGAGGAUGAUAGGCUGAGAGAGGAAGAGAGAAGGAUGAGGGAGGAAGAAGAAAGAGUGAAGAGAGAACAGGAUAGGCUGAGAAAGGAGGAAGAGGAGAGGAAGAUUAGGGAAGAGGAAGAAAGAGUGAGGAAGGCCGAUGGGGAAGAUAGGCUGAGAGAGGAAGAGAGAAGGAUGAGGGAGGAAGAAGAAAGAGUGACGAGAGAGCAGGAUAGGCUGAGAAAGGAGGAAGAGGAGAGGAAGAUUAGGGAGGAGGAAGAAAUGCUAAGGAGGGAAGAGGAGGAUGAUAUGCAGAGAAAGGAAGAAGAGCAGAGGAAGAUUAGGGAGGAGGAAAAAAUAAUAAAAAUGUUAGAGGAGGAGAGGCUGAGGAAGGAGGAAGCAGAAAGAGUGAGGCUUGAAGAAGAAAGGGAAAAUGAACAGGAGAGAAGGAGGGAUAAGGAGCAGAGAGAACUGAUGGAGGCGAAAGAGAGAUUUAGGGUGGAGGAAGAAAAUAUGAAAAAAGAGGAGUUGAGACAGGAAGAGAGGAUGAGAGAGGAAGAGAAAAGGAGAAAUGCACAGAUGGAGGAAGAGAAGGAGAGUGUACCGUUGGAGGAAGUUGAGAAACAGAUGGAACAGAAUAGCGAGGCAAAGGCCACCUUGUGCAAUAAUCCUUUUGAGGAAGUUUCUCCCACCAGUUCAUUUGAUGACACCUCUUCAAAUAACCUGUUUGAGGAGAGCCCUAUGACCUCCUCUACUGGGCCAAUCAGCUGCCGGAUAAAUAAAGGAUCAGCAGUCAAGCCAAGGUCAGUCAGACAAACACACACACACACUGUCUCUUAGCCCUUGGGUGCCAUAAAUUAUGGAUGCACUAUUUAUUUAGUCUCCAAAAGCAGCAGGGGGAAAACACCCAAGUUUCUUCUGGAACCCCCUGAGAUCUCUCCUCUCAUCCACACACACGAACCUUCCCUCUCUCAUAUCCUCAGAUUCUCUGAUUCAGACAUCUCAUUUCAUCAUCUAACAAAACAAUGUCAAUUAUGCUAACAUUCUCUUUCCUCUGUGCUGUCAGAGCAGGGUGGCACAAGUCAGAUAUAUGUGGAAAACCUGCCAACUUGUCUGAGAUAGACUUUUAUACCACCAGUUAAUCAAGGGAGGCAACAAGCCCUUAAUGGCUGUGGCACAGUGUAGCUGCUUGUAGAGACUCAGCUGGAUGUAAUUGGGAUGGUUUUAUUGGAUGUUUACUGCUGUCGUACAAAAUUGAGAUUUGAGCAGAAAACCUGUUGCCUUAUCAAAGACUUUGGUAUAGGAUAGUGUUCUGUAGAGAAUAUUAAGUUCGUCUCAGUGUGUUGGCGUCAUGGCCAUUUGGUGUUAAGGGAGUGUGUAAGCAAGAUGUCAUGGUAUCUGUUGGCUUGUGGUGCUUGACACUACUCCAACAUGCACAUCUCAUUAAAGCACAAUCCCUUCAAGUAAUCUAACACCUUCAUGAAAAUUGCGGUGCAGUGGAAAAGGUGGAUGUGCGUGUUCGUUUUGGAAACCUUUGGCUCAGCUAGUAUUGGCUGCUACUCCCAUGAAUCAUAGCUUGUUAUACAGUUUCUACAGAUGUCAUAUUAAAGGUGUUACAGCGAGACACAAAGCAUUAGGUGAUUGAAGUUUUUAACUAGGGUGUUGAUGUUGAAUGACUCAUGAGUAUGUAUGCUGAUAAGGCUGAAACAAACCAACAGGAUGAUAUGACUCAGUGUAGUGAAGCAAGGUUGUUUCGUAAUGUGAACAGGCAAUGGUUCAGAGGCUGUAAAGAUGCUUUAUCUUUAUUUCUCAUUUUGAUCUAGGUUUCAUUCAUGUUUUGUUAUUUUAAAUCUACAUGUAAAACCUUUCUGUGUGUUUGUGUUACUAACCAUUAUAAUUAACCUUCAUGUCCCUCUCAUAAGACCUAAUAAAAUGAAAUUCCUCCCACUUUCUCUUGUCUGGUGAGUUACUAGCAACUAGUAACAACUUUUAUGUAACACAUCUGUAGUUUGUAGUUUGCAUUGUCUACCUGUCCGCUAACUGGAAUGUGUCUGUGUGUGGAUUCCAACAAGACUUUUGUUUUUGUUGAGAAAAGAAAAAGAAAAGAAUUGAAUAACUUCAAUUUAGCAUUUUUUAUUUCAUAACAUUUCAUCAUUUAGUUUUAGAAACAAAUUCUAUGUUCUUUAAAAAGUUGUAAAGGUUUUUCCAUUUUCAAUGUGUGGUAGUUCGAUAUUGUCAUCAGCAACAACAAAAAAUCUCACUGCACCCUACCCUUCCUAACCCUGCUCUUCCAGACCCUCUUCAUGGGGGAACCCUUCAAAGCCUGUUAUAUCUUCCAACCCCUUCUUAUCGUCCUCGUCUCCUGAACUGGAGAGUUCAAUGGACUCCCCCAGAGGCGAUGGGGAAACCAGAGAUGCUAUUGACCUGUCUACUGAGCUGAUGGAGAAGAAAGUCCCUACCCCUCUUGCCCCCAACAAACAGCGCUGGGCUCGUAAGGACAACUGGUCUAGUAAGGCCAAAUCUCAUUGUGCCACACCUAAACUCACUAAAACAAAGCCAACAAAACCGCCCCCUCCCCUCAGACGUCACUCUUCCACGUCAUUGGUGGGAAGUUGGGAUGACCAGGGGAGUGUUAGUGGUAAGGACCAUUCCAGUGUCAGACAGGAUAAGGGUCCUGCUCCACUGCCUCCAGACAACCAGCGAUGGGCUCGUAAGGACAACUGGCCUAGUAAGUCCAACCCAGAUUCUGCCAAUUCUAUCCUCACCCAAAUAAAGCCAACAAAACCGCACCCUCCUCCAAGACGCAACUCUGCCACGUCCAUGGUGGGAAGUGAACAUGACCAGCACUUAAAUGAGAGUGUUAGUCAGGAUGAUUCCAGUGUCAGGAGGGACAAGCGUCCUGCUCCACUGCCUCCUGACAGACCAAACCAGGCUCCAAGCGAGACACAGAGGGACCAGAGUAUGACCAGUGUGAAUCAGGGACAUAAGGACAGAGUGGGUGCCUCCAUGUCCAAGGUCUCUCAACGUGUGGUACAGAUGAUCACACCACUGACAUCUUCCUCCACAGCUACAACAGAACACAUCAGUGGAGGCCAGAGCUCUUCCCACCAUGGGAACCAAGCAGGGGAAUCCAUGCCAUCUGCCAUUGGGGGGUUGAUUGUUGCGAAACACAAUAAAGGUCCAGCACCCUCGAGGCCCCAGCACCUUCCAGGGAAGACGAUGCCAAAAGCUGAUGUGUUAGAUGAGCAAUCAAAUACUGAUGAACAUGAAUCUUCGGUUGAGUUUGAGUUUGAUCCAAAUAAUCCCUUUGCAGAAGACUGCAGAAUGGAGAAGUCCUCUGGACGUGGUGAAGAACAGAGUCUAACUGGUGAGCGUCAGGAGAGCCUGGACUCUCACAAUCAACAGAGUUGUACCUCCACAGAUGCAGAUCUAGGUCUGUUUCAGAAGAGUGUGGUUGGGGACACAACUGAGCUUCCAACACCAGAUGUUCUGCCAGCUGAGGAUGGCUCCUGUCCCAACAAAAGCACAUCAGCGAAACGGGUCCGUGCUCCCUUGCCUCCAGUGAAGAAAACAUCCACCUUUAGAGAGGAAGGAACUGGUAAACAGAGUUCUGGAAAACUACAAAGCCCAGGGGCUCCUACUUCGAGUAAGCUUUCCUCAGAUAUCUCAGUAAAAACGCAGAGUGGCGGGGUGGGUGUGGCACUACCAUGUGUUACCGUUGCCCAGCCCCCAUGUGUACCCUCACCGGCCCCCUCCUCCCUACCCCACCCCGAGCCCCUGAAGGGAUCAGGGGGCAGGAGAGACUGCCCUCCCCAGACAACAAGCUCUGUCCCUGGCCAGAAGACCCUGCUUCAUGCUGGAGCUCUGCCCUCCAUUGCAGAGCAGUGCAGUGGAGAGGAGGCGGGAGGGAGUGGGGACAGGCCUGCCUCAAGCACACGCAGGUGAGAGAGAUCUCAGCCUUUUCCUGUAGCGUGUAGCAGCUAUGUACUGUCCACCAAACCUCUCCUGUCUCCUGUAGAAUGUACUGUAUUUAGAAUUACUAAACCUCCCCAAUCGCUUGUAAAAUGCAUUGUUCGAGAACACUUAAUGAAUGUGACCCUGGUAAAACUCUUCUACUCUCUUAUCAAAUGUUUAGCUGCACUUUCCUGAAUUAAAACACUAACUUAUGACUAGGUUGUAUUUGCAAUACUUUCAUUAUGCAAACAAAAUCAUAGCUGGUACUACUUUAUUAAUUAUUAUAUAAUACUAUAAUUGUUAUGGAGUUUAGCAUAAAGCAAAAGGAACAUAGAUUCCAAGAGAAAUUAGCAGUAUAUUAUGUCAUCAAAUAGCACUUAGCUACUAAGUAAUUACUGCAGAUGUAAUUUUUCUCUGCUAGUUGUUUAAUUGCGAUGUCAUUCACACAAUGCCCUCGGCCAGUAUGAAUCAUGUCUAUAGAAAUGCCAGCCUUUCUAGCUUUCAUUGCUUUUUGUCAUGUUAUUUUUCCUGUAGAAUCUCAGACAAAGCUCAGUGGAGCAUGUAAAAUGCCAUUACUCAGAGCGUGUGUACACUGUGGCUCCUCUGCAGUCUAACCUUAUCUAAGAGGGAUAGAAGAGUACAGAUACGCUUGUCAUUGUGUCAUGUAUGAUGGGAAUGAGUCAAUUGUAAAGAAGAACCCUGCUCGGAUUUCUUGUCAUGUCUAACUGAUCGAACAAAUCAUUUCCCACUGUUGGCAGCAAGCUUCAGCUCUUUUUUUCUGUGCUAGGAGACCGAUAAUAAUUAGACCUGCUUUUUGAGAAAAGGCAAUUAUCCAGAUAUCCCCCACAUCCACCUGCUGCAUCCCCUCUAAUAACACAAUACUUUUCAGAAAAGUUUGAGCCUCUCUCACUGUCGCUGUCUUCCUGUCUAUCUCGAUUCAGGCCACACCCAGUAAAGCCCUUGCGCUCCCUGGAAAACCAGCCAGCCUCCGACAUCCAAGAGGGACAGGCUGGCAAAUCUACACGGAUCCUCGGUGGCCUUCAAGAGAAGAUGAAGGUAUUUUAAAGAAAUAUACAGUCAGCUCCAUAAUUAUUGGCACCCUUGAUAAAGAUGAGCAAAAAAUACUGUAUAAAAUAAAUAAUACAAAUACUGAGCUGUAUUAUUUUAUACUAAUACGCUUGCUCAGAGAAAGCGAUUUUGUUUAACAAGUAAUAAAAAAAUCUAUUAAAAAAGAUGGGUCAAAAUCAUUGGCACCCAUAUUUUCAAUACUUUAGCGCCCUCCCCUUGUGAAGAUAAUGAGGCUUUUUCUCAAAUGUUUUAUAAGAUUGGAGAACACGUUGGGAGGGAUCUUAGACCAUUCCUCUAUACAGAAUAUUUUCGAGAUCCUUGAUAUCCUUCGUCUGCUCUUAUGGACUGCCCUCUUCAAUUCAAACCACAGGUUUUCAAUGGGUUCCAAGUACGGAGACUGAGAUUGCCAUUGUAAAAUGUUGAUUGUGCAGUCAAUUAACCAUUUCUUUGUGGAUUUUGAUUAGUGGUUGAGGUUGUCUUGCUGGAAGAUCCAAUUGCGGCCAGGUGUUUUAGUUGAAAUGUCCUGGUACUUGGUAAAGUUCAUGAUGCCGUUGACCUUAACAAGGGCCCCAGGACCAGUAUAAGCAAAAUAGCCCCAUAACAUCAAAGAUCCACCACCAUAUUUUACCGUAGGUAUGAAGUACUUUUCUGCAUACAGUGUAUGCUUCUGUUUUUCAAUGCCAAACCCACUGCUGGUGUACGUGGCCAAAGAGCUCUAUUUUCAUGUCAUCUGACCAUAGCACCAGUUUCAAUCCAAGUGCCAAUGCUGUUUAUCAAACUCCAGGCAUUGACAUUUGUUGGAUGACACGAAAAUACAGCUCUUUGGCCACGCACACCAGUGGUGGGUUUGGCAUUGAAUAACAGAAGCAUAUGCAGAAAAGUACCUCAAGAUUCUGUAUGGAGGAAUGUUCUAUGAUUGGCUCUAUUUAAGGCUGGCGUUAAGCCAGCACAAUUGUCAAACGCACGCUUGUUUGCAAUUUCGAACUGUUAAAGUCAACGCUGUUCUAUUUUUGAACCCAAGUGCCAGGAUUGGUAAUUUACCUGUCUUAUUUGAGCUCGCUUGCGCUUAGGUGGGAGGGGUGGCAAUAUCUGAGGUGUGUCCUUUAAAAACGUGCCCCAAAGUGCCAAUAUCAGCAUAGCCUCCCCUCCUCUCAAUGAAGGAAAAUAAUGUGUCAUACCCAAUUCGCCAAGACUAUUGAUUAAGGGUUUUGCUCGUGAGACCACUUUUAAAUAAAUCUCAAUCACCAAAGUUGUAUUAAAAGUUCAAGUUUGUCAGCAGCAAAACAGUGAGCAGACAUCCACUUCCCACUGGGCACAAACUGGUUGAAUCAACGUUUCCAUGUCAUUUCAACCCCCAAAAAUCUAUGUGAUGACGUUGAAUCAACGUGAAAAACUGAUUGGAUUUGAAAAUAAUCAUCAAAGUAAAGGCUUUUUUUCCCUUCUUUUUUUUACUCUACUUUUAACCUGAAUCCAAUGACAUGGUGAUUGUUUUUGUUGAUUUCACGUUAGUUGACAACUCAGCCAAAUGUAAAUAAAAACUAGACGUUGAACUGACUCUCUAUGUAGGCUAUUAUAUGUCUUGCUACUUGCUUAGCAAGUACCACUUCCUCCUGAUUCAUCUCACACCGAGGCUCAAACCCAGAACCACGUGACCGCCCUCCUGAAGCGUCUUACCGGUCGACGCCACAUGAAAGGGGAGGAGAUCGGUUAAAGAAGGAUUUUUAAGCCUUUAGAUAAUUCAGACAUGGCUUGUGUAUGUGUGCCAUUCAGAGGGUGGAUGGGCAAGACAAAAGAUUGAAGUACUUUUGAACGGGAUAUGGUAGUAGGUGCCAGGUGCACCGGUUUGAGUGUGUCAAAAACUGCAACGCUGCUGGGUUUUUCAUGCUCAACAGUUUCGCGUGUUUAUCAAGAAUGGUCCACCACCCAAAGGACAUCUAGCCAACUUGACACAACUGUGGGAAGCAUUGGAGUCUACAUGGGCCAGCAUCCCUGUGGACGCUUUUGACACAUUGUAUAGUCCAUGCCCUGAUGAAUUGAGGCUGUUCUCAGUCCAAAAGGGGAUGUAACUCUAUAUUAUUCGUACAAUGUUAUGAAUUGCAAUUUGUUCAAUAUGUUACGAAUUAGCUAAACGUAUGAUAUGUUACGAAUUCCAAUUAGUUGUGGCUAACGCUAACGUUAGCUAGGUGGCUAACGUUAGCUAGGCUAGGGGUUAAUGUUAAUGUUAAGGAUAGGAGUUAGGUUAAAGGGUCAAGUUUAGGGUUACGGGAAGGGUUAGCUAACAAGCUAAGUAGCUAAAAAGUAGUCUGUUUCAAGUUUUUUUUUUUUUUUAUGUCAAGUACAGUGAAAUGCCUUUCUUGCAGGCUUCAAACCCAACAAUGCAGUAAUCAAUAUCAAUGAAGCACUAAGAAUAACAUAAGGUAGAACAAAAACACACAAGAAAGAAAGAAGCUAUAUACAGGGUCAGUUCCAAUACCAUAUUUACAAUGUGCAGGGAUACUGGAGUGAUAGACGAAGAUAUGUAUAGGGGUAAGGUGAUUAGGCAUCAGGAUAUAUGAUAAACAGAGUAGCAGCAGUGUAAAUUAUGAUUGUAUGUGUGUGUGUGUGUGUGUGUGUGUGUGUGUGGAGUCAGUAUAAAUGUGUCUGCAUGUUAUGUGUGUGUUGGAGUGUCAGUGUGCAUAGAGGGUCAACUCAGUCCGUGCAGCCAGUCUGUUAGCUAUUGGCUUGGGGAAACAGUGGCUUGUGAAAGUAUUCACCCCCCUUGGCAUUUUUCCUAUUUUGUUACCUUACAACCUGGAAUUAAAAUUGAUUUUUGGGGGGUUUGUAUCAUUUGAUUUACACAACAUGCCUACCACUUUGAAGAUGCAAAACAUUUUUGUGUGAAACACACAAGAAAUAAGACCAAAAAAAAUGAACUUGAGCAUGCAUAACUAUUCACCCCCUCAAAGUCAAUUCUUUGUAGAGCCACCUUUUGCAGCAAUUACAGCUGCAAGUCUCUUGGGGUAUGUCUCUAUAAGCUUGGCACAUCUAGCCACUGUGAUUUUUGCCCAUUCUUCAAGGCAAAACUGCUCCAGCUCCUUCAAGUUGGAUGGGUUCUGCUGGUGUACAGCAAUCUUUAAGUCAAACCACAGAUUUUCAAUUGGAUUGAGGUCUGGGCUUUGACUAGGCCAUUCCAAGACAUUUAAAUGUUUUCCUUUAAACCACUCGAGUGUUGCUUUAGCAGUAUGCUUAGUGUCAUUGUCCUGCUGGAAGGUGAACCUCGUCCCAGUCUCAAAUCUCUGGCAGACUGAAACAGGUUUCCCUCAAGCAUUUCCCUGUAUUUAGCGCCAUCCAUCAUUCCUUCAAUUCUGACCAGUUUCCCAGUCCCUGCCGAUGGAAAAACAUCCCCACAGCAUGAUGCUGCCACCACCAUGCUUCACUGUGGGGAUGGUAUUCUCGGAGUGAUGAGAGGUGUUGGGUUUGCGCCAGACAAGCGUUUUCCUUGAUGGCCAAAAAGCUCAAUUUUAGUCUCAUCUGACCAUAGUACCUUCUUCCGUAUGUUUGGGGAGUCUCCCACAUGCCUUUUGGCGAACACCAAACGUGUUUGCUUAUUUUUUUCUUUAAGCAAUGGCUUUUUUCUGGCCACUCUUCCUUAAAGCUCAGCUCUGUGGAGUGUACGGCUUAAAGUGGUCCUAUGGACAGAUACUCCAAUCUCCGCUGUGGAGCUUUGCAGCUCCUUCAGGGUUAUCUUUGGUCUCUUUGUUGCCUCUCUGAUUAAUGCCCCCCUUGCCUGGUCAGUGAGUUUUGGUGGGCGACCCUCUCUUGGCAGGUUUGUUGUGGUGCCAUAUUCUUUUAAUUUUUUAUAUUGAAUUUAAUGGUGCUCCAUGGGAUGUUCAAAGUUCCUGAUAUUUUUUUUAUAACCCGAUCUUGAUCUGUACUUCUCCACACCUGUUUGAAGAGCUCCUAGGUCUUCAUGGUGCCGCUUGCUUGGUGGUGCCCUUUGCUUAGUGGUGUUGCAGACUCUGGGGCCUUUCAGAACAGGUGUAUGUGUGUAUGCAUGUAUGUAUAUACAGUGGGGAAAAAACGUAUUUAGUCAGCCACCAAUUGUGCAAGUUCUCCCACUUAAAAAGAUGAGGCCUGUAAUUUUCAUCAUAGGUACACGUCAACUAUGACAGACAAAUUGAGAUUUUUUUUCUCCAGAAAAUCACAUUGUAGGAUUUUUAAUGAAUUUAUUUGCAAAUUAUGGUGGAAAAUAAGUAUUUGGUCACCUACAAACAAGCAAGAUUUCUGGCUCUCACAGACCUGUAACUUCUUCUUUAAGGGGCUCCUCUGUCCUCCACUCGUUACCUGUAUUAAUGGCACCUGUUUGAACUUGUUAUCAGUAUAAAAGACACCUGUCCACAACCUCAAACAGUCACACUCCAAACUCCACUAUGGCCAAGACCAAAGGACACCAGAAACAAAAUGGUAGACCUGCACCAGGCUGGGAAGACUGAAUCUGCAAUAGGUAAGCAGCUUGGUUUGAAGAAAUCAACUGUGGGAGCAAUUAUUAGGAAAUGGAAGACAUACAAGACCACUGAUAAUCUCCCUCGAUCAGGGGCUCCACGCAAGAUCUCACCCCGUGGGGUCAAAAUGAUCACAAGAACAGUGAGCAAAAAUCUCAGAACCACACGGGGGGACCUAGUGAAUGACCUGCAGAGAGCUGGGACCAAAGUAACAAAGCCUACCAUCAGUAACACACUACGCCGCCAGGGACUCAAAUCCUGCAGUGCCAGACGUGUCCCCCUGCUUAAGCCAGUACAUGUCCAGGCCCGUCUGAAGAUUGCUAGAGUGCAUUUGGAUGAUCCAGAAGAGGAUUGGGAGAAUGUCAUAUGGUCAGAUGAAACCAAAAUAUAACUUUUUGGUAAAAACUCAACUCGUCGUGUUUGGAGGACAAAGAAUGCUGAGUUGCAUCCAAAGAACACCAUACCUACUGUGAAGCAUGGGGGUGGAAACAUCAUGCUUUGGGGCUGUUUUUCUGCAAAGGGACCAGGACGACUGAUCCGUGUAAAGGAAAGAAUGAAUGGGGCCAUGUAUCGUGAGAUUUUGAGUGAAAACCUCCUUCCAUCAGCAAGGGCAUUGAAGAUGAAACGUGGCUGGGUCUUUCAGCAUGACAAUGAUCCCAAACACACCGCCCGGGCAACGAAGGAGUGGCUUCGUAAGAAGCAUUUCAAGGUCUUGGAGUGGCCUAGCCAGUCUCCAGAUCUCAACCCCAUAGAAAAUCUUUGGAGGGAGUUGAAAGUCUGUGUUGCCCAGCGACAGCCCCAAAACAUCACUGCUCUAGAGGAGAUCUGCAUGGAGGAAUGGGCCAAAAUACCAGCAACGGUGUGUGAAAACCUUGUGAAGACUUACAGAAAACGUUUGACCUGUGUCAUUGCCAACAAAGGGUAUUGAGAAACUUUUGUUAUUGACCAAAUACUUAUUUUCCACCAUAAUUUGCAAAUAAAUUCAUAAAAAAUCCUACAAUGUGAUUUUCUGGAUUUUUUUUCUCUCAUUUUGUCUGUCAUAGUUGACAUGUACCUAUGAUGAAAAUUACAGGCCUCUCAUCUUUUUAAGUGGGAGAACUUGCACAAUUGGUGGCUGACUAAAUACUUUUUUCCCCCACUGUGUGUGUGUGUGUGUGUGUGUGUGUGUGUGUAUAUAUAUAUAUUACAGUUGAAGUCGGAAGUUUACAUACACCUUAGCCAAAUACAUUUAAACUCAGUUUUUCACAAUUCCUGACAUUUAAUCCUAGUAAAAAUGCCCUGUCUUAGGUCAGUUAGGAUCACCACUUUCUUUUAAGAAUGUGAAAUGUCAGAAUAAUAGUUGAGAGAAUGAUUUAUUUCAGCUUUUAUUUCUAUCAUCACAUUCACAGUGGGUCAGAAGUUUACAUGCACUCAAUUAGUAUUUGGUAGCAUUGCCUUUAAAUUGUUUAACUUGGGUCAAACGUUUCGGGUAGCCUUCCACAAGCUUCCCACAAGAAGUUGGGUGAAUUUUGGCCAAUUCCUCCUGACAGAGCUGGUGUAACUGAGUCAGGUUUGUAGGCCUCCUUGCUCGCACACGCUUUUUCAGUUCUGCCCAUACAUUUUCUAUAGGAUUGAGGUCAGGGCUUUGUGAUGGCCACCAAUACCUUGACUUUGUUGUCCUUAAGCCAUUUUGCCACAACUUUGGAAGUAUGCUUGGGGUCAUUGUCCAUUUGGAAGACCCAUUUGCGACCAAGCUUUAACUUCCUGACUGAUGUCUUGAGAUGUUGCUUCAAUAUAUCCACAUAAUUUUGCUUCCUCAUGAUGCCAUCUAUUUUGUGAAGUGCACCAUUCCCUCCUGCAGCAAAGCACCCCCACAGCAUGAUGCUGCCACCCCCGUGCUUCACGGUGGGAUGGUGUUCUUCGGCUUGCAAGCUCUCCCCUUUUCCUCCAAACAUAACUAUGAUCAUUAUGAUCAGUUAUUUUUGUUUCAUCAGACCAGAGGACAUUUCUCCAAAAAGUACAAUCUUUGUCCCCAUGUGCAGUUGCAAAGCGGUUUUUUCCUUGCUGAGUGGCCUUUCAGGUUAUGUCGAUAUAGGACUUGUUUUACUGUGGAUAUAGAUACUUUUGUACCUGUUUCCUCCAGCAUCUUCACAUGGUCCUUUGCUGUUGUUCUGGGAUUGAUUUGCACUUUUUGCACCAGGAGACAGAACGCGUCUCCUUCCUGAGCGGUAUGAUGGCUGCGUGGUCACAUGGUGUUUAUACUUGCAUACUAUUGUUUGUACAGAUGAACGUGGUACCUUCAGGCGUUUGGAAAUUGCUCCCAAGGAUGAACCAGACUGUGGAGGUCUACAAUGUUUUUUCUGAGGUCUUUUUUGAUUUUCCCAUGAUGUCAAGCAAAGAGGCACUGAGUUUGAAGGUAGGCCUUGAAAUACAUCCACAGGUACACCUCCAAUUGACUCAAAUGAUGUCAAUUAGCCUAUCAGAAGCUUCUAAAUCCAUGACCUAAUUUUCUGGAAUUUUCCAAGCUGUUGAAAGGCACAGUCAACUUAGUGUAUGUAAACUUCUGACCCACUGGUGCUGGAUGGCAGGGAGCUCGGCCCCAGUGAUGCGCUGGGUUGUCCGCACCACCUUCUGUAGCACCAUGCGAACGAGGGUGGUGCUGUUGCCAUACCAAGCAAUGAUGCAGCCAGUCAAGAUUCUCUCAAUGGUGCAACUGUAGAACCAUUUGAGGGCCCAUGCAAAUCCUUUUCAACCUUGCGCCUUCUUCACGACUGUGCGUGUGUGAGUGGACCAUUUUAAGUCCUUAGUGAUUUAGACACUGAGGAUCUUUAAGCUCCUGACCCACUCCACUGCAGCCCCGUUGAUGUGGAUGGGGGCGUGCUCGCGCCCCCCAUUUCCUGUAGUCCACGAUCAGUUCCUUGGUCUUACUGACGUUGAGGGAGAUGUUGUUGUCCCAGCACCCCACUGUCGUGUCGUCAGCAAACUUGAUGUUGGUGUUGGAGUUGUGUCCACACAGUCGUGGGUGAACAGGGAGUACAGGAGGGGACUAAGCACACACCCCUGUUGGGUCCCGAGGGUCAGCGUGGCGGAGGUGAAGUUGCCGACCCUCACCACCUGGGGUUGGCCCGUCAGGAAGUCCAGGAUCCAGUUGCAGAGGGAUUUGUUCAGUCCCAGGGUCCUAAGCUUGGAGGGAACAAUGGUGUUGUACGCUGAGCUGUAGUCAAUGAACAGCAUUCUCACAUAACUUUGCACCUACUUUGCAGGGGAAGGGGAAGCUAACAUGCUAAGUAGUUGCAAGGUAGCUAAAAAGUAGUUGCAAAGUUGCUAAAAUGCUAAAGUUGUCCAUGAUGAGAUUCGAACAAGCAAACUUUGGGUUGCUAGACGUUCACGUUAUACAGUCGACCAGCUUCCUUACUUUUAUUUUUGCCUUAAGUAACCUUCUGUCUUAUGUAACCAUACCAAUUGUAACAUAUACUAAUUUGAGUGACCCGGAUUUACAUUUACUAUGUUACGUCUAUGAGACCAGGCUGCUAAGACGUCUGUCCUCAAAACAGUUUGUUAUGGACUUGGGCUCAUGUACAACGCACUUAAUGAACUUGCCCUGUCCGAGUGUAGCCUUUGUUUUGCAAGAUCACAUAGGCCUAGUAUUUUACAGAACCAAAUAUAAUAGCAUAGUAGUAGGCCUAUAUUACUGUUACACCAAAAACACCUCCUCAGUCAUUUUUUAUGACUUUUAGGAUUCUCGCUGAAUAGUCAGUCUAGUUUUUUUUCCUUUUGCGGCCAAAACUCAACAGAGCGCGCAACUAGGCAGGAUGUAUGCUUAGAUAGAAACAAAAUACAAGAAAGGCUAAUAGUUUAACACCAUCUGCUCUAAUUAGUUUACGGAACAGUAAUUCAAGAAGAUCUAAAUGCAUAUUCCAUGAAACAGAUUGAGAUCAAAUGAUUGGCAUGGAUUUUGGACAUUUCACCGGUAAAACUUGAAUAAUUAUCCUUCACGAUUGACAGUGGUGAUGGCAUAUUUUGAAAUAGGUAUGCCUAACUUGGUGUUUGAGGGUAUUAAAAAUAGAAGCAUUUAUUGAGACAAUAUGUGUGGGCAUAGGGACACGUUGCAAUUGGAGGAUGCAUUAUUCUAUAAUGAUAUUCAAUCGGCUACAUCUGUCUUACAAACUUUGAUUGAGAAAUGAUGACGUCAUUUAAAAAAACGAAUGCGUUCCCGCACCUAAAAGAAUGGCACUACACCCCUCUGUAUGUGUACUGAAUAAUCAGACCCCAUUGUGUCUAAGAAGAAAAGGUGCUAUCUAGAACCUAAAAGGGUUCUUUGGCUGUCCCCAUCGGAGAACCCUUUGAAGAACCCUUUUUGAUUCCUUUCCACAGAGGGUUCUACAUGGAACCCAUAAGGGUUAUCCUAUGUGGACAGCCGACGAACACUUUUGGAACCCUUUUUUCUAAGAGUGUGGGAAAAGUGUGCAUGUUCUUUUCUUUUUUUUCUUUACUUUUUUUUUUUUUUUGUCAUUUAGCAGACACUCUUAUCCAGAGCGACUUACAGUUUAGUAAGUGCAUACAUUUUCAUACUGUUCAUGUGUUAAUAUGCACAGCAGGGGCUCUUUUUGAUAGUAUGAUCAUAAUAAUCUUAUGCAAUUAAGGUACCAGGAUAUAUUUGAAAUCAACCCCUCAGGCACCUCAUGCAAAUGUCCUGUGCUGCUGUUUCAAAUUAUCCAACAAGUUCUUUGAUGCACAGUUGGUUUUAAUGAAACAUUAGUACAAUAAAUUCCCAUUCUUGCUACGCGCACGCGGGCACACGCGUAGCACGCACAAACACAGUCGCAACAAGCCCUCCCACCAAAUGCUCCCUGGAAAGAAUUGCCACAGAUUAAUUUAUCUAUUCUACAACCCUUGCAAACACGUUCUUUCUCUUUUCAAUGACGCACCUUAAGCUCACUGUGAAUAACACUGGGCUUUGCCUAUCAUGUUGGGAUCUGAGACAUAAGAGGUCUAACAGAGUUCUCACAAAGCUGUCAGAGCUCACAGAUUUCACAAACCUCUCACUGAGUCGCUGUGCCCACAUCAUAGGCACCAUUACUUUUUAUAAUGGAGAUUUAGGUAACACUGCACCCACCCAAUGCCCUCCAUUAUAAGUGUCUGAAAGCUAGAACUUGAAUGUUUUCUGCUAAUGUAAAGAAACAGACAGGAGCACUGGUUGGGUGUUCAAGUUUUGCUAUAUUUUUUAAGGUGCUCUUUGUAAGGGUUUGUGCAUAGUUAAAACAUUGCUUUAUAGGGAAAGGGGGAUACCUAGUCAGUUGCACAAAUUAAUGCAUUCAACCAAAAUGUUUCUUCCACAUUUAACCCAACCCCUCUGAAUCAGAGAGGCGUGGGGGGCUGCCUUAAUCGACGUCAUCGGUGCCCGGGGAGCAGUUGUUGUUCGGGGUUAACUGCCUUGCUCAAGGGUAGAACGGCAGAUUUUUCCACCUUGCUGGCUUGGGGAUUGAAACCAGUGACCGUUCAGUUACUGGCCCAACGCUCUUAACCGCUAGGUUACCUGCCGCCAUACAUUAUAGAUAAUGCAUGGCAUACAGUAUCUUUGGAGAAGUCUGAUAGUACCACCUCCAUUCUCUCCCUUUCCUUCUAGGGCAAAGACACAGGGGUCAAAGGUCCCUACUCCCAGCUGACCCAGGAAGAGCUGAUCUCCCUGGUGGUGAAGCAGCAGGAGCAGCUGUCCAAAAGGGAUGACAAGAUCAAGGAGCUGGAGCAGUAUAUUGACAACCUGCUGGUGCGCAUCAUCGAGGAACAACCCAGUAUCCUGAUGUCCAUGAACUCACUCAAAUGA
Coregonus sp. 'balchen' is the source of this 24495-nucleotide messenger RNA. Lineage: Eukaryota; Metazoa; Chordata; Actinopteri; Salmoniformes; Salmonidae. The record is from the annotation of a GenBank genome assembly.